Molecule: messenger RNA, 1311 nt
Organism: Panicum virgatum (switchgrass)
Lineage: Eukaryota; Viridiplantae; Streptophyta; Magnoliopsida; Poales; Poaceae
Product: momilactone A synthase-like
Exons: 2
Coding region: 174-1076 (300 amino acids)
Source: RefSeq, a predicted model, not a curated record
AGUCAAACUGGCAAUAAUGACGCUUGAGCCAACGUCAUGGACGAGUUGAGUGUGCCUCGAUUCCUUAUAUAGGCUGCCUCAGCCACUAACCGAGACAUCACAGAAAUCAUAAGACAGCUUUCAUCAGGCAGAAAGAAGCCCACACAGGUUGUUGGAACACGAUCUCUGUUAGGAUGCUCAGAGCAGCGCAGCUCAUUUUCAGGAGGGAGACGGGAAGAGCUCCGGGAGCCUUGCAUGGCCUCAUCGGUAGCUUCUCAACGGAGUCCAACAGCCAGAGGUUAGCUGGUAAGGUCGCCGUCAUCACCGGCGCGGCCAGCGGCAUCGGCAAGGCGACCGCCACCGAGUUCAUCCGGAACGGCGCCAAGGUGAUACUCACCGACGUGCAGGAUGACGUCGGCCGCGCCGUGGCCGCGGGCCUCGGCCCCGACGCGUCCUACGCCCGCUGCGACGUCACGGACGAGGCCCAGAUCGCGGCCGCGGUGGACCUCGCCGUGGCGCGCCACGGCCACCUGGACGUGCUCUACAGCAACGCGGGCGUGGGGGGCGCCGCGGCCCCCGCGCCGCUGGCGUCGCUGGACCUGGCGGACUUCGACCGCGUCAUGUCCGCCAACGCGCGGUCGGCGGUGGCCUGCCUUAAGCACGCCGCGCGCGUCAUGGUGCCCCGGGGCAGCGGCUGCGUCCUCUGCACGGGGAGCACCACAGGCAUGCUCGGCGGCGUCGCGGCGCUGCCCUACAGCCUGUCCAAGGCCACGGUCAUGAGCGUGGUGCGCAUGGCGGCGGACGAGCUGGCGCGCUCGGGCGUGCGCGUGAACGCCAUCUCCCCGCACGCCAUCGCGACGCCGCUGCUGAUCCGCUCGCUCGCCAGGCUGCACCCGGGCGUCCCCGACGAGCAGCUGAAGCGGCUGGUGGAGACGGGCAUGAGCGAGCUCCGCGGCGCGGUGCUGGAGCUAGAGGACGUGGCGAGGGCGGCCGUGUACCUGGCGUCCGACGAGGCCAAGUUCGUGACCGGGCACAACCUCGUCAUCGACGGCGGGUUCACGGUCGGGAAGCGGAUCGGCGUGCCGGCGGCGAGAUGAGAUGCCGGCUGACCCUUCUCAUGCGACAAGUCAACAUGAUCCGUCUAUCGGUGAAUGGACAAGCUGGUUGGUUCUAUUCUAUGCGAACGGAUGUAUUGCUGUCGCUAUUAUUAGCCUGGGAGUUUAAAAGAGAAACUGACUACAUGCCAUCAAAUAAGUCAACAAUUUCACUUGACACAGUCAAGACUUGGAGACGAACAAUGGGUAAAAUUGACUUGUUCCUCGUUGACUAGCA